Messenger RNA from Lonchura striata (white-rumped munia), 668 nucleotides. NCBI's taxonomy places the organism in Eukaryota, Metazoa, Chordata, Aves, Passeriformes, Estrildidae. The record is from RefSeq and is a predicted model, not a curated record.
UGGGGUCCCCCAGGCCCGCGCUGGCGGCAGUUUGGGGGCGCCGCGGUGGGCGCGGGGCUGGCGCUGCUGACCUGCGGCCCCCACGUGCUGCACUCGCUGGGCACCGCGCUGGGCACCUGGGCGCUGCUCACCUGCCUGCCCAGGCACAGCGGGGGGGCGGCGCUGCUCUGGGUUUUCGGGUACCUGCUCUUCUUCCGCACCGCCCGGCUCUGGGGGCUGCCCGAGCCCCCUCCCCACGCCAACGCCCUGCAGCUGCUGCUCACCCUCAAGUUAUUUAUGUGCCACCUGUGUGCCAUUUAUAUCACCUGUCCGUUCUACCGCCUGGGCACGCACCUGGACUGGGUGUGGGGCCCGCCGGGGCCGCCGGCGCUGGGCCGGGCGCUGCGCCGCGUGCGCUGGGCGCCGGCGCUGGGCGCGCUGGGGCUGCUGGUGGGCCGGGCGUGGCCGGCGGGCGCCGCGCUGCGCCCCGACUUCGCCGCGCGCGCCUGGCCCGCCCGCCUGGCACACAUGGUGCCCGUGUUCCUCGCCCUGCGCCUGCGCCUCUACGUGGGAUGGCUCUGCGCCGAGGCCGGCUGCCUGGCCGCGGGGCUGGGCGCGUACCCCAAAUGUGCCCGGGCACGGCCGGGACAGGGACCCACGGUCAGCUGGGAGCGCCCCAAAAAGUGAGU